AUGGCUUACAUUAACAAGGUUUCAGCGGCUACAGCGAUAUUAUUUCUAGCGGUUGCGAUUGCUCCGUUGUUAGCUGAGCCACAGCCAUCGAUGUUCCCAAAGAUGGAUCUUGUAUGUGCCACGGUGAUGCCUGACCUCCUCCAAAAGUGUUUCGGAACCGUUAGAGACACGCCAACGGAAGAUUGCUGCAACGAUCUCAAAUCCGCGAACGCAACGCAAGUCACUUGCCUGUGCGACCACUACAUUGCUAACCCUGCGCUUGUCAACAUCACUGGACCUUACUCCGCCGGAAUCACAACCAAAUGUGGCGUUUUUGACAAAUAUUCUUGCGACGGUAAAGGAGAAGAAAAGACAGAAGAGGGAAGUAGUAGUAGCAACAGCAGCAGUAGCAUCAAUGGCAAAGACACUAACAAGAGUGAGGGCAAUGGAGGAAGAAGAGCGAACAGUGUUGCUGCAUCAAUGGCUGUUUUUGGUUUAGUUGCAAGCCUAAUAUUCGUUAUGUUUUGA
Messenger RNA from Microthlaspi erraticum, 507 nucleotides. Lineage: Eukaryota; Viridiplantae; Streptophyta; Magnoliopsida; Brassicales; Brassicaceae. The record is from the annotation of a GenBank genome assembly.